GAAACCAGAGGAACCAGGAACCCAGGAAACGAAGCACAACCAGGCCAGACCAGACCAGACAAUUUGGGGUCCUUUUCGUCCCCGGCUCUGCCGCCUUUUUUACUUCAAGCACCCUCCAGGAGCACAACAUCUUUCCCCCCGCGUAACAUGAGCCUGACAGUCUCCAAUCGAUUCGUCGGGCAUCAGAAUUCUCUCGGGGGAGGUGAUUUCCAUCCGUUUCCCUCGCCACAUCAUGGGUCUCUCAUGUAUAGCCCACAAUGGCCACCAACACGCCCGGCUGCCGUUCAGGCCCAGCCACAAGAACGAGAGCCGCCUGGAGUUGCUGCUUCUUUGAUACCAUCGCACAACAGCCACGGCGGCGGCAGUGGUAUUAGCAGUAGCAGCCGCCAAGGCACGGGACCUCCCCGCUUUGGUAAAGCACCGGAUGUCACUGGUGGUCCGGCCUCUGCGGCCAUCACGCGAGGAGGUGCAGCAAGCGCCGGCCCCGGCGGCGGCAACGGCAGCGGGAAUAUUCACAGCAGCCAAGGCGGUACCAACGACGGCACAUAUCCCGCACCAGCGGCUCAACAGCCGUCUGCUCCGGUUCCGCCUGCCGGGAUCAUCAACCCGUUCGACCUCUCUGCCGCCGAGCCCUCGCAGCCGCGUCACGUUCUCGUUCGCGUAGACGGUGACACAGGGUUUUAUCUCGGCAACGCCGUGGGCCGUCCGGCGCCACAGGAGUUUUCUCUGCCGACGGAGGUGGACGGAUCGCGGUCCGUGGCCAACGGGGACCAGAUCCAGACCGGAUGGAGUAUCGACUACUACGGCCUCUCGGGCAGCCGCCACGAGUACGGUAACGGCAUUGGGUGGCGGUGUCAGGAAUCAGAGGCCGUGGCGGACGCGCAGGGGAACUUUGGGUGGCCGAGGAACCAAAUCCGGCAGAUGCACGGAGGGAUCCCGGAUUCUCUCGGCCGGGAUGCUCAGAGUACCGGGGACCCCCAGUUACACUACUACCUCGAUCAUGAAGGACCUGGAAACGAGCCGUGCGUCCGGGGCCUUUGUCAAAAGUGCCGGCCGGUGUCUUUCUUGCCGGACUCGCAGCCGACGACCCACUGUUGUCCGCCCCCGGUGGCCGAGCCGGGCUACCUCAAGGAGAUUUAUCGGUGCAUCAUGGACAACUGCCCGUUCCUCACGGACACCCGGCGAGAGAUGAAGGCCCAUCUCCAUUCUCCAAGAAAGAACGGACACAAAUCCUACUUGACAUCCCUGGCAGCUCGCAUCGAGCACGGCCAACCCCUCAGCGCAAUCGACAAGGAAAUCGCCUCCCGCCUGAUGCUCAUGUUCAACGACCGCGACGCCCGUGGGCAGAAAUCCAUCUCUCAGCCCAUCAACACCGUCCUCGGGCCUGAGGACGUCAGCAGCCCGGCCAUCCUGCGCGAGCACACGCAGUGGAUGUCGUAUCUAGGCCUUCACACGCCCGAGCUGCACCGACGGGACUUCUGGGAUCCGCGGACAGGCGGGUGGUAUUACCGCGAGUACAACAUGGACGACGACUUUGAGGAUGCGUGCGAGAAUGUGAGGAUUAUCUCACAUGCUACGGGAAGGCCGGUGAAGCCGUCAGAUUUCCUAUGGCGUUGA
This is a messenger RNA of Colletotrichum tamarilloi, 1617 nucleotides long. RefSeq lists its product as uncharacterized. The transcript has 4 exons. NCBI's taxonomy places the organism in Eukaryota, Fungi, Ascomycota, Sordariomycetes, Glomerellales, Glomerellaceae. The record is from RefSeq and is a predicted model, not a curated record. The annotation marks the transcript as partial.